Didymosphaeria variabile is the source of this 669-nucleotide messenger RNA. RefSeq lists its product as uncharacterized. The record is from RefSeq and is a predicted model, not a curated record. The transcript has 3 exons. Lineage: Eukaryota; Fungi; Ascomycota; Dothideomycetes; Pleosporales; Didymosphaeriaceae. The coding region runs from base 1 to 669 and encodes 222 amino acids.
AUGAAGCUUUCGUUUGCGCUCGCGGCUCUGGCCGGUCUUGCCGAAGGAACCAUUACAUACGUUGACCAAGAAACUGGCUUCACCUUCUCCGAGUACAAAGCCGCAUACUCACUGACCGCCAACAUCGUAUUCCGCUUCGCACUCCCCAGCAAUGCACCCUCAGGACCUUACAACGCCGUCAUCCAGACCGUUGUUCCCAACCAACUCGGCUGGAUCGGUCUCGCUUGGGGCGGCAACAUGGUCAGGAACCCGUUGACCGUCGCAUAUCCCAACGGCCAGAAAGCAACUGUCUCCUCGCGGUGGGCUACCGGCCACACUACGCCCACCUCCUACACAGGCGCAACUUACACCCUCCUUAACGCCGGCAACAAAGUCAACGGCUCCCACUGGCAGUUCACAGCCAAGUGUUCCGGUUGCACCACCUGGACCGGCACAUCAGGAUCUGUGCGGAUCGCGCCAACCAGUAGCUCUCGCCUUGCCUUUGCCUACUCAACGGGCAAAGCGUCAACGCCGUCAUCGAACACGUCUUCGAUCCCCGUGCACGACACACCGAACUACUUCACCAACGACUUCUCACAGGGCUUGAACCCGAACUUCGAUGCGCUGCUGCAGAGGAACGGUGUUUCGGACACAGGCGCAGGCGCGGUCUUUGUGGAUGGUCCGCUUUGA